Messenger RNA from Cladophialophora carrionii CBS 160.54, 819 nucleotides. RefSeq lists its product as uncharacterized. The coding region runs from base 1 to 819 and encodes 272 amino acids. Gene Ontology annotation, biological process: glucan catabolic process. The transcript is spliced from 2 exons. The record is from RefSeq and is a predicted model, not a curated record. Gene Ontology annotation, molecular function: beta-glucosidase activity. Gene Ontology annotation, cellular component: cell surface; extracellular region. NCBI's taxonomy places the organism in Eukaryota, Fungi, Ascomycota, Eurotiomycetes, Chaetothyriales, Herpotrichiellaceae.
AUGGUCUCCUACGGCCUGAACACCGUCCGUAUCCCCGUGGGCUAUUGGUUCCUCGAGAGCAUCGUCGACAAGAGCGAACACUUCCCUCAAGGCGGCGAGCACUAUCUUGACCAAGUCAUCGGGUGGGCCAAGGACGCGGGCUUAUACGUGAUCACCGUCCUCCACGGCGCGCCCGGCGCUCAAGCCACAGACGGGUUCACUGGCCAGCUCAACCCGAACCCAGGCUUCUACAGCACCUACAACUACGACCGAGCGGACCAGUGGCUCGAAUGGAUCACGCACAAAGUCCACACCAACCCAGCGUACUCAACCGUCGGCACGCUGGAACUGGUCAACGAGCCGGAGCGCAAUCCCGACACAGCGAAAUAUCCCGACGCGAAAGCGAACACGGACAGUAUGCGCCAGACGUACUGUUCGGCCGCGUGGUCAAAGAUCCGCGCCACCGAAUCUUCCCUGAAUGUGCCUCCGGACUCGCAGCUAUCGAUCAUGAUGAUGGACCAGAAAUGGGGAUCCAGCGAUCCCAAAGAGUACCCUCACGACCUGAAUCUCGCGGCGUACGACGACCACCAGUACGUCAAGUACGCGGGCGUCGCCGAGGACAAGGACGCGUACAUCCGGUUCUCGUGCAGCGACGACCGGUCCGGCAACUGGCCUGUCUUCGUGGGCGAAUGGUCCCUCUCUGUCGCGACGGACGUGGAGUGGACGGACGAUUGGAACCCCAGCAGGGAUGAAAGCAAGGGCUUUUACCGCAAGUGGUGGGCCGCGCAGGUCAUGUCGUACGAGAAGACGGCACAGGGUUGGGUACGUGUCUUUAGCUAG